AUAUGUAGCACUCUCCCAUCUCUCAUAUUACUUCACUUUCUUCCUUCCGCCUUCUUUCUCUCUCUCUCUCUGUCUCAAAACCCUCAUUAUUUGGGUGUUUCAUCAAAAAGAGAAGCGUAACAAGGAGGGGAAGAAAUCGACGGAUACCCUUGUGAGCUCUAUGGUCGUGGAUGGUUUUUGUCGACGCGUAUGCAUCGCCGAGCUGCGUCUCUAGACACCAAUCAACACAGAGGAACCCAAUUGUAGGGUUUUCGCUGGUAGUGUUGGGCGGUUGGGAACCCGGUGGAGAUGGCCACCGUCUUGGGGAAUCCACCCAUGCGGCUCCGGCAACUCCUGUCGUCUGGCGAAGGGAUGAUGAGGCCGUUAGUCAAACUGGACACCGAUCCUCCUCCAAAGAUUAAAGAUUUUAUAGAUAGGGUAAUCAAAUGCCCUCUGUCUGACAUAGCUGCACCACUUUCAAGUUUCUCCUGGGAGUACAAUAAGGGAAACUUUCAUCACUGGAGGCCAUUGUUUCUCCAUUUUGACACAUACUUCAAGACAUACAUCAGCUGUAGAAAAGAUCUCUUAUUGUCAAAUGAAAGUUUGGAAGAAGAUGCUCCAUUUCCGAAAUAUGAGGUGCUAUUAAUCUUGAGAGUUAUACAGGCUAUUUUGGAGAAUUGUCCCAACAAGAGUUCAUUCAGUGGGCUAGAGCAUUUCAACCACUUGCUGGCAUCAACUGAUCCAGAUAUCCUCUUAGCUGCACUUCAAACACUAAAUGCUCUUGUGAAGAUAAAUCCCUCAAAGCUUCAUGUCAGUGGGAAAAUGAUUGGUUGUGGUUCUCUCAAUAGCAUUUUACUUUCUCUAGCUCAGGGAUGGGGAAGCAAAGAAGAAGGCUUGGGUUUAUUCGGAUGUGUCCUGGCCAAUGAGCAAAGGCAAACAGAUAAUUUACACAUUCUUUCAACUGAUCCUGAGAAAGACUGUCGGGACUCACAUUAUCGAUUGGCUUCUACUUUGCAUUUUGAAUUCCGUCCCGCUAGUGAUGAAUUACAUCCUUCCAGUUUGUGUACUAUACAUAUCCCUGAUAUACAUAAAUGGCAGGAUGAUGAUUUAGCCAUUAUGAGAGGAUGUAUUAAACAGUAUAAAGUGCCUUUAGAGCAAAGAUUUUCUCUGUUUUCAAGAAUCAGAUUUGCUAGGGCUAUGCGUUCUCCUAUUGCUGCUCGAGAUUACAGCAAAAUAUGUCUUCUUGCCUUUAUUGCAUUGGUUCAGUCUAAUGAUGCCCAUGAUGAAUUGGUAGCUUUUUUUGCAAAUGAACCAGAAUUUACUAAUGAACUGCUAAAGCUUGUACGGUCUGAUAAUGCUGCUGUUCCAGAAGAGAUCAGGACUCUUGCUGUGGUCGCACUUGGAGCACAAUUAACAGCAUAUUCAUCUUCUCAUGAGCGGGCUCGUGUACUUAGUGGAUCUAGUGUUAUUGCUGGAGGUGCAGUGGGGAACCGUAUGGUUCUCCUUGGUGUACUCCAAAAGGCCGUCAUCUCACUUGGAAGCUCAUCUGAUGCUUCUUGUGUUUCAUUUGUUAGUGCUCUCUUGCAUGUUUUUCUUCUGCAUGUUAUAUCUUCUUCUAGCUCCGGAAGUUCUGUGAGAGGUUCUGGAUUAGUUCCAGCCCUUUUGCCACUUCUGCAGGAUGUGGAAUUGAGUCAUAUGCACCUUGUUUGUUCUUCAGUCAAGAUCCUUCAGAAACUUAUGGAUUACAGCAAUGCAGCUGUUUCCUUGUUCAAGGACCUUGGAGGAGUUGACUUAUUAAUUCAAAGGUUACAAGUAGAGAUUAACAGGGUUCUUGAUGCUGGUGCUGUGAAUAGAAGUCCGAUGGUUAUUGGUGAUGCAUCGAUUUCUGGAGAUGAUAUUGUCUACACCCAAAAGCAUCUUAUCAAGGCUUUGUUGAAAGCACUUGGAUCUGCUACCUAUGCUCCAACAAACUUUGGAAGGUCCCAAAACUCCUAUGAGAAUACUUUGCCUGCUUCGUUAGCCGUAAUAUUCCGCAACACAGAAAAAUUUGGAGGAGAUAUCUAUUUCUCAGCAGUCACAGUAAUGAAUGAAAUUAUUCACAAGGAUCCUACCUGCUUCUCAAUUUUGUAUGAGGCAGGCCUUCCUGAUGCAUUUCUGUUUUCAGUGGUCAAUGGUGUCCUCCCUUCCGCAAAAGCAGUUUCAUGUAUACCUAGUGGUCUUGGUGCUAUUUGCCUUAAUGCGAAAGGAUUAGAGGCAGUAAAGGAACAUAAUGCCUUGCAUUUUCUCAUGGAGGUUUGUACAUCUCGAAAGUACUUGGUUGCUAUGAAUGAGGGUAUUGUUUCUCUUGCCAAUGCUCUGGAGGAGCUUUUGCGCCAUGUUUCCACGUUGCGGAGUAUUGGUGUUGAUAUAAUAAUAGAGAUUAUUGAAAAACUUGCUGCUAUGGAAGAUAGAACACAUGAAGUGUUCGAAAAGGAAAUGCCAAUGGAAACAGAUGCCGAGGAAAAGGUGAAUGAAGGGGAUGCAAUGGAUUCUGAUGGGGUUUCUGCUGAACGUUUUUUCCAGCUGUGUGUGUUUCAUGUGAUGCUACUUAUACAUCGCACUAUGGAAAAUGCAGAAACUUGUAGGUUGUUUGUUGAGAAAAAGGGGCUUGAGGCUAUGAUAAAACUGCUCUUACUACCAAACAUUGCGCAGUCAUCUGAAGGUUUGUCCACCUCUAUGUACACGGCAUCUGUUUUUAGAGGAUUUACUCAGCAACAUUCUGGUCCACUGGCACAAGUUUUCUGCUCUUCUCUAAGGAGUCAUUUAAGAAAAACUUUGAGCUUGUUGAACUCUGAUCCUGGAUUGUUUGUAUUGAAUCCACAAGCUGAACCUGACAGGGAGAUGUUUUCCAGCCUUUUUGUUGUGGAAUAUCUUCUCUUUCUUAUUGAUGCAUCCAAGGAGAAUCGUUGGUUGACUGCAUUACUUAAUGAGUUUGGGAAUGAUAGCAAAGAUGUUCUAGAAGAUAUGGGACGGUUGCAUAGAGAUGUUCUAUGGCAAAUAUCUGUCCUUGAAGAUUCCAAAGUUGAUAUAAGGGAUGGUGGUGCCUGCUCUUCUGUUCAGUCCCAGAAAUCUGACCUGAAUGCACAUGACAGUGGAGACCAGAGAUUAAGUAGCUUUCGCCAGUUUCUUGAUCCAUUGUUGAGGCGUAGAUUGUCUGGUUUUGGGGUAGAAUCACAGUUUUUGGACUUUGUGAGCCUUUACAAUGAUGUUAGUCGUGCUUCAGGCAUCCAGCGUAGAUUGGGUAUAGAUGCUUUGUCAAACAUGCGUAUUGGUUCAAAUCAGAGCCAACUGCAGGUCCCAAUUUCUUCAGAUGGUGUCUCCACAAGCAAGUCAGAGGGUGAACAACAGAGGUCCUUUUAUACCUCAUGCUGCGAUAUGAUGAAGUCACUAUGCUUUCAUGUCAGCCACUUAUUUCUUGAAUUGGGGAAAGUGAUGGUGCUUCCUUCUCGACGACGGGAUGAUGCCACCACUUUGUCCCCAUCAGCCAAGUCUGUCUUAUCUACACUUGCUUGCAUCAUAUUGGACGACUUGAACUUUGGUGGGCAUGUUGAUCCUUCUAGAUCAGAGGCACUUGUGUCAACAAAAUGUCGCUAUAUUAGGAAAAUCAUUGACUUCAUUGAUGUCAUCCUUUUGGACCGGCCAGACUCAUGUAAUCCAAUUUAUGUAAAUUGCUUUUACAGUUACGGGGUUGUUCAAGCUAUUCUGACAACAUUUGAUGCUACAACUCAGUUGCUUUUUGCAGUCAAUAGAGUACCUGCUUCUCCCAUGGAAACAGAGGAUGCAGAUAUUGGAGGCAAUGAAAAAUUGGAAAUGGAAACUUCAUGGAUUUAUGGUGCAUUAGGCAGCUACUGUUUACUUAUUGACCACCUAGUAACAUCUUCUUUCAUCUUGGCACCUUUUACAAAGCAUUUGCUUGUUCAACCUCUGACAUCUAGAAGCACUUCAAGAGACCCAGAGGCAUUUGUGAGGAUACUACAAUCCAAAGCGUUAAAAACAGUGGUUCCUAUCUGGAAUCAUCCUCAUUUUUCUGAGUGCAGUUAUGAGUUCAUAAGUGCCAUUAUAUCUAUUAUUAGACACAUUUACUCUGGAGUUGAAGUAAAGAAUCUAAGUAAUGGAAUUGGAACUCGAAUCUCGGGGCCCCCUCCAGAUGAGUCAUCAAUAUCUAUGAUUGUGGAGAUGGGAUUUUCAAGGACACGUGCAGAGGAAGCUCUGAGGCAAGUGGGAACAAACAGUGUAGAAAUGGCAAUGGAGUGGUUGUUCUCGCAUCCAGAGGAAACCCAAGAAGAUGAUGAGCUUGCUCGUGCUCUUGCUAUGUCGCUAGGAAAUGCCAGUUCGCUAAUGGCAGAUGACAUGGCAGGAAGUUCAAGCAAUGUGGACCAGGAGGAGGAAAAUGUGCAUCUUCCUCCUGUUGAUGAACUCUUAUCAUCAUCUCUCAGGCUUCUAGAGACAAGGGAAAACUUGGCUUACCCUGUCAAGGACCUGCUUGUAAUGAUAUGUUCUCAAAAUGAUGGUCAUCAUCGAAACAGGGUGAUUUCUUUCAUUGUUGAACACUUGAAGGUGUCUCAUGUAGUCCCAGAUACUGGCAGUGGUACUAUGUUAUCUGCAUUAUUCCAUGUUCUGGCAUUGGUUCUUCAUGAAGAUGCUACUGCACGCGAGGUUGCUGCCAAGAGUGGUCUUGCGUUGGUAUCUCUGGAUUUGCUAUCUAUGUGGGAGCCGCAUGCAUCAGAUGGAGAGAAACCUAAUGUUCCGAAAUGGGUGACAGCCUCUUUGCUAUCUAUGGAUCAGAUGUUGCAGGUGGAAACAAAAUGGAAUCCUGAAAUAUUUGGCACUGAGCAGUUAAAGAAGGAUGGAAACAAAGGCCAGAGUACUGCUGUACAUGAAAAUGGCCCGAACAAUUUGAACCCUUCCACGUCAGCUGCCAUCCAACUGUCUGCAUCGGAUCAGAAGAGACUUGUGGAAAUCAUUUGCAAAUUUAUUUGGAAGCAGAUUCCCUCUGAGACAAUGCAUGUUGUUCUACAGUUAUGUGCCACCCUGACCAGAGAUCAUUCCAUUGCAGUGAGCUUUCUUGAAUCUGGAGGUUUGGUUUCACUUCUCUCCUUACCUACAGAUUGUCUAUUUCCUGGUUUCGACAGUAUUGCAGCAACCAUAAUUCGUCAUAUUCUUGAGGAUCCACAGACCCUUCAGCAAGCAAUGGAAUUUGAGAUACGUCAUACAUUAAUGGGUUCCUUAAAUAGGCAUCCAAGUGGAAGAAUGACACCACGCAAUUUCCUUAGCAGCUUGGCUUCAGUGGUAUGUAGGGAACCAUCCAUUUUCAUGCUAGCUGCUCAAUCAGUAUGUCAAAUAGAGAUGGUGGGAGACAGACCUUAUGUUGUCUUGCUGAAAGAUCGUGAAAAGGAAAAGGGAAAGGAUAAGGACAGAUCAUCUGAAAGAGAUAAACUUCCAAAUACAGAUAAUAAAUUGAACUCUAGUGAAGUGAAUCCAGUUCCACUUCCAGGAAAUGGGCAUGCUAAAAGUGCCGAUGGUAAUUCCAAAACAUCCAAGGCACACAGGAAACCUCCUCAAAGCUUUGUGAGUGUUAUUGAUCUUCUCUUGGAUUCUAUUGUCGCAUUCGUUCCCUCACAAAAAGAGGAGGGUCAAGGAGAUGGUAAUCUUGGUGCCUCAUCGUCAAUGGAAAUGGACAUUGAUGUUUCCAUGAAUAAGGGGAAGGGGAAAGCUGUUGCUACUGUACCUGAUGAGAUCAAACUGGGUAGCCUGGAAGCUCCAGCAUCCCUUGCAAAGGUGGUCUUUAUUUUGAAAUUGUUGUCUGAGAUACUUUUGACUUAUUCUUCCUCAGUACAUAUUCUCCUUCGCAAGGAUGCUGAAAUUGGUAGCUUCCAUGGCCAACAUCAAAGAGAUGUUGCUGCAAAUCGUCAUGGAGGAAUAUUUCAUCAUGUUCUCCACAGUUUCCUUUCUUGUUCUGUAAAUAUUAAGAAGGAUAAGAAAGUUGAUAGUGAUUGGAGGCACAAAUUGGCAACCAGAGCUGGUCAGUUCUUGGUAGCAGCUGCUGUUCGUUCUGCUGAGGGGCGAAAGAGGAUUUUUACUGAGAUAAACAGUGCCUUCAUUGAAUUUGUUGAUGCAGCUGAACCGUUUGUGUACAUGAAACCAAAUUGUGAAAUACAGGCAUUUGUUGAUCUCUUGAAUGAGAUUAUAGCUGCUAGAUCCCCCACUGGUUCAUAUAUAUCAUCCGAAGCUGCUUCAACAUUUAUUGAUGCUGGGUUAGUGCAGUCCAUGACCAAAAUUCUCCAAGUAUUGGACUUGGAUCAUGCUGAUGCUCCCAAACUAGUAAGUGGCAGUGUUAAAGCUCUGGAGUCGGUUACUAAGGAACAUGUCCAUUCUGUUGACUCCACUAUUCCAAGAGGUGAAACAUUUAUUCCAUCUACUGGUCAGAUCCAAACAAGCAGAGCAGAUGGCGAUGGCAACAAUUUGCAAUCUCUGGAGGAUGCUUCACAGCCAGAUGACACCGAGAGGGCAGGUGGCCCAACAGAGCCAUUUAGUGGUGCCAAUAUCUCUGGGGGUUCAGACUCAGUUGCUGAUGAUAUGGAUCAUGAACAUGACAUCAAUGGCAGUUUUGUGCCUGAAAAUGAAGAUGAUUUUAUGCACGACAAUUCUGAAGAAGCUGGUGGACUCCAUACUGGUGCAGACGGUAUUGGAAUCUCCUUUGGUAUUGAGCAGGGCGCUCAAGAUAAUCUUAUUGAGGAAGAUGAUGACGAGGAAAUGAGCAGUGAUGGUGGAGAAGAAGUGGAUGAAGAUGAAGAUGAGGAUGAUGACGGCAAUGAUGAGCUGGAUGAAGAUGAAGUUCAUCACUUGUCGCAUCCAGACACUGAUCAGGAUGAUCAUGAAGUUGAUGAAGAUGAAUUUGACGAGGAUGUUAUGGAAGAAGAUGAUGAAGAUGAUGAAAAUGGUCUUAUACUCAGACUAGAAGAUGGUAUCAAUGGGAUCAAUGUUCUUGACCACAUUGAGGUGUUUGGCAGAGACAACUUUUCCAAUGAUGCCCUUCAUGUAAUGCCUGUUGAAGUUUUUGGUUCUAGGCGACCAGGUAGGACAACAUCUAUAUACAACCUUCUUGGAAGAGCUGGAGAUAAUGGCAUCCCUAUUCAACAUCCACUUCUGUUAGAACCUUCUGCUUCAUCAAACAUUUUGCAGAGGCGGUCAGAUAAUGCGGGUGGAGCAAGUUCCACUGAUCAAAACUUUGAGAGUUUCUCAGCACAUUUGGAUGCUAUUUUUCGUUCUCUUAGAAGUGGGCGGCAAGGAAACCGUCUGAACAUAUGGACAGAAGAUGGCCAAGUACGGGGGGCAUCUAAUGCUGCAAUGGUCACCCAAAGCAUGGAAGAAUUCUUUGUGACACGUUUGAGGAAACCAAGCCAAGUUGAACCAUCCACCAAACUCGGUGCUCCAGAGCAGCCAUCACACAAAGGUGAUGGUGAGGGUAUAGAGGAGCCAAUUGGGCAGAGGGAAGAGCCACCAAAUGCUAACUCUGGCAAUGAAAGCGAGCUUUUCCAGUCCUCAAAUCUGGCAGGAGUGGAUGGGAACAGAAAUGCGGAUACAGGCAACACAGAUCAUGUUUUUCUUCAAGAAGGAGAUUUGGCAACCUCACAAUCCCAUGGUAAUGAGAUGCAAUAUGAACGGAAUGAUGCAGUUCCAAGGGAUGUUGAGGCAGUGAGUCAAGAAAGUGGUGGAAGUGGGGCAACCUUGGGGGAAAGCCUUCGUAGCUUGGAGGUUGAAAUUGGAAGUGUGGAUGGGCAUGAUGAUGCAGGAGAAAGGCAGAUAGGUGAUCAGGCGAAUCGGGCACGUAGAGUGGUAUCAUCUGCAACUUCCUUGCCAAUGAAUAAUGCUGAUGCAUCCCCACCAAAUGUCAGUGAAGCACCACAAGAUCCUGGUCAAGCAAUUGAUGAGGGCCGCCCAACUGAGAACCAGCAGGCUACUGGAUCAUUAGAUACUGGGUCAAUUGAUCCUACAUUUUUAGAUGCUCUUCCAGAGGAACUAAGGGCCGAAGUCCUUUCUGCUCAGCAACAUCAAGUGGCCCAGUCCUCAAACGAGCAGCCUCAGUCUGCAGAGGAAAUUGAUCCAGAAUUCCUUGCUGCUCUUCCCCCAGAUAUCCGUGCUGAAGUUCUUGCACAACAACAAGCACAGAGGUUGCAUUCUGCACAGGAACUGGAAGGGCAGCCAGUGGAAAUGGACACAGUUUCUAUAAUUGCAACUUUUCCGUCAGAUCUACGGGAAGAGGUUUUGUUGACUUCAUCUGAUGCAAUCUUGGCCAACCUAACACCUGCAUUAGUUGCGGAAGCAAAUAUGUUACGGGAGAGGUUUGCACACCGGUACCAUAGCCGAGCACUUUUUGGAAUCCAAUCUAGAAGCCGGCGUGGUGAGUCUUCUGCAAGGGGUGAAACUGCAUCAUCUAGCUUGGAUAGAGUUGGAGGUAUUCCUUCACGGAGAUCCGGUGUAGGCAAGGUUAUUGAAGCGGGUGGAGCUCCUCUAGUCGAUACAGAAGCCUUAAAAGCCAUCGUUCGGCUUCUACGCAUUUUCCAGCCCCUUUAUAAAGGUCAAUUGCAAAGGCUUCUGCUCAAUUUAUGUGCCCAUCGUGAUACACGUUCAUCAUUAGUGCAACUUCUAAUGGAUAUGUUGAUGCUUGAUGUAUGGGGGCCCACCAAUGUUACGGCCUCUGCAGAACCAUCUUAUCGUCUUUAUGGAUGUCAGAACUCUCUCAUUUAUUCUCGCCCACAAUUUUUGCAUGGAGUGCCUCCCAUGGUCUCAAGGCGUGUUUUGGAAACAUUGACAUAUUUAACUAAAAAUCAUCCUCAGGUGGCCAGGCUUUUGCUUCAUCAUCAGCUGCUUAAGCCCUCUUCACAAGUAAGUUCUGAUAGGGGACGUGGUAAGGCUAUAAUGGGAAGUGAAGAGCCAGCAAGUGAGCAGUAUCAGAAAGGUGACGUUGGUAUAGUUUUGCUCUUAAGCCUCUUGAAUCAGCCAUUGUACUUGAGGAGUGUGGCUCAUCUUGAACAGUUGUUGAAUCUCCUGGAAGUCAUAAUUGAUAAUGCUGAAAGAAAUUCAGGCACAAGCGAAAAGGCUGAGGAGUCUAAGACAUCUGCAUCACAGAAUAUCGGAAAUGGUGCUGUAUCCAGUACUGAGGCUGCUAGAACAUCAACUAAGAAUGAAACCAGUGCUCCUGUUGCUGGCGAAGCAUCAGAUGUUUCAACUUCUAGUGAAUGUUGUGUAUUACAGAAUCUUCCAGGCACAGAGCUCAGACUUUUAUGCUCUUUGCUUGCAAAAGAAGGAUUAUCAGAUCCUGUGUAUGGUCUGGUUGCAGAGGUAUUGAAAAAAUUAGUUGCAAUAGCUCCCAUUCAUUGCCAUCUUUUUAUUAAGGAGCUAGCUGGCUCUGUCAGAAAUUUGAUGAGGUCUGCAAUGGAUGAAUUGCAUGGGUAUGGGGAAUCCGAAAUAACCCUGGUCAGCAUGGAUUUGACAGAUGGAACCGCUAUUCUUAGAGUUCUGCAGGCAUUGAGCUCUCUUGUUUCAUCCUUAGUGGAGAAGGAAAAGGAUGUUCCUGUUUAUGAAAAGGAGCAGAAUGAUGCAUUUUGUCAAGUAAAAGAUAUAAAUGAAACUUUGGAGCCCCUGUGGCUGGAGCUGAGCAAUUGCAUUAGCAAGAUAGAGAAUUCUUCCGAAUCUGCCAUGGGGUUAUCUUCAAACUAUGGAAAUUUUUUGUCAAUGUCCACCAGUGCGACACCCCCACUUCCAGCUGGUACCCAGAACAUAUUACCAUAUAUAGAAUCAUUUUUCGUAGCAUGUGAAAAGUUGCAUCCUGAGCAGCGUGUAGCUUGUCAGGACAUUGUAGGUGGAGCAAAUUCUGAGGCUGAAGAAGCUUCAUCAUCUAACAGAUCCCAGUCAAAAUCUGAUGACAAGCAUAAUGCAUUUGUGAAGUUCACAGAAAAGCACAGGAAGCUUCUAAAUGCAUUUAUCAGGCAAAAUCCUGGGUUGCUGGAAAAAUCUUUCUCCCUUAUGUUGAAGGUGCCACGGUUCAUUGAUUUUGACAAUAAGCGUGCUCACUUCCGCUCUAAAAUAAAGCAUCAACAUGAUCAUCAUCAUAGUCCUUUGAGAAUCUCAGUUAGGAGAGCUUACAUCCUUGAAGACUCAUAUAAUCAGCUACGCAUGCGUUCAACACAAGAAUUGAAGGGUCGUCUUACUGUAAAUUUUCAAGGAGAGGAAGGUAUUGAUGCAGGUGGUCUUACUAGGGAAUGGUACCAGUUGUUAUCAAGAGUAAUUUUUGAUAGAGGUGCUCUACUUUUUACCACGGUGGGAAAUGAGUCCACAUUUCAGCCAAAUCCCAAUUCUGUCUAUCAGACAGAGCACCUCUCAUACUUCAAAUUUGUUGGUCGAGUGGUUGGCAAAGCACUAUUUGAUGGUCAACUACUAGAUGUUCACUUCACUCGAUCCUUUUAUAAGCACAUCCUAGGUGUGAAGGUCACAUAUCAUGAUAUAGAGGCCAUAGAUCCGGAUUUCUUUAAAAACUUGAAGUGGAUGCUUGAGAAUGAUAUUAGCGACAUACUGGACCUGACAUUUAGCAUGGAUGCAGAUGAAGAGAAGCUCAUCUUAUAUGAGAGAACUGAGGUUACUGAUUAUGAGUUGAUCCCUGGUGGUCGGAAUGUGAGAGUUACAGAAGAGAACAAGCAUGAAUAUGUUGACCUUGUUGCUAAACAUAGACUCACAACUGCAAUCCGUCCUCAAAUAAAUGCCUUCAUGGAGGGCUUUAAUGAGCUUAUCCCCAGGGAUCUAAUAUCCAUCUUUAAUGACAAGGAGUUGGAAUUAUUGAUUAGUGGCCUCCCAGAAAUCGACUUGGAUGAUCUGCGAGCAAACACCGAGUAUUCAGGAUACACAGUGGCAUCGCCUGUCAUACAGUGGUUUUGGGAGGUGGUUCAAAGUUUCAGCAAAGAGGAUAAGGCUCGGCUUUUGCAGUUUGUAACUGGCACCUCCAAGGUUCCUUUGGAAGGUUUCAGUGCUCUUCAAGGAAUAUCAGGAUCCCAAAGAUUUCAAAUACACAAGGCUUACGGCAGUCCAGAUCACUUGCCAUCUGCUCACACUUGUUUCAACCAGUUGGAUUUACCAGAAUAUCCUUCCAAACAACAGCUCCAAGAGAGGUUGCUUUUGGCUAUCCAUGAGGGUAGUGAAGGCUUUGGCUUCGGUUAAUAUCAUCGGCCAUUGAGUGCCAGUGUAGAUAUGUGUUCAAAGUCGGCGAAUACCCAAAAUGUGAAGAUUGAACAAAGGGGAAAGAGAGGAGAGAAAAGGGAGGGUGGCUGUUGGGGAUAUGUUGGGAUCAGUUUAUAAUUAUUUGGUGUACAGCAUUUUUAUAAUGGAUGUUACUUUGGCA
Molecule: messenger RNA, 11410 nt
Organism: Nymphaea colorata (pocket water lily)
Lineage: Eukaryota; Viridiplantae; Streptophyta; Magnoliopsida; Nymphaeales; Nymphaeaceae
Product: E3 ubiquitin-protein ligase UPL1-like
Exons: 17
Coding region: 289-11229 (3646 amino acids)
Biological process (GO): protein polyubiquitination; proteasome-mediated ubiquitin-dependent protein catabolic process; positive regulation of protein catabolic process
Molecular function (GO): ubiquitin-protein transferase activity; protein binding
Source: RefSeq, a predicted model, not a curated record